AUGGCGGUGAUUACAGCUGCCGACCGCGAUGGCAUCCCCAUGGUGAUAGCCUUGAUCAGUCUUUCCGCCAGUAUCGGCGGAACUAUUGGCUAUGCUGUUGCUGUCGCCAUUUACUCGAACGCUUUCCCGAAGGCUCUCCUCGGCGCUCUUUAUACGGACAUGAAAGCCUACUAA
This is a messenger RNA of Penicillium atrosanguineum, 174 nucleotides long. RefSeq lists its product as uncharacterized. The transcript has a single exon. The record is from RefSeq and is a predicted model, not a curated record. The coding region runs from base 1 to 174 and encodes 57 amino acids. NCBI's taxonomy places the organism in Eukaryota, Fungi, Ascomycota, Eurotiomycetes, Eurotiales, Aspergillaceae.